AUGGCCAAAACCAAAGGAGGAGCAGGUUCCGGAAGCAACCAACCGCCGAAGAAGAAAGGCGCCAAACUCCCACCUCCAAAGCGUACCACAAGGCAGACCGCUUCGGAGGAGACCUCCACUAAAAUCGCCGAAGACCCUUUGCUGGAGAUCCAGCCCGAGGACAAGGGGCAUGCCGAAGUCCUCCAACAAGAGGAACGAGAAGUAGCAAGAGCAGCCGCCGAGUCGACACAACCGGAAGAGGGGGAGCCCGAGCUCACCCCUCCUGUGAAAAAAUCAAAGAAGGCUCAGGCGAGCAGAGCAACUCCGGCGCGGUCCACUGUCGCAUCACCACCUGUUCAAGCUCAACCGCAACCGCAAAUUCCAGAAAUCUCCGUGCAAGAGGGAAGAACAGCUUCCGAAGAUACGGAAGAGGAAGAACAAGAGAAAGCGGAGGAGGAGAAGAGCGAAGAAGAGAAGGUGGACGAGGAAGAGGAUGAUGAAGCGGAGGAAGUUGAGGCCGUUCAGGAAAAGGAAGUAGAAAUCCCGACACCCCAGAGCAAGAGACCCGGAGUAAAAAGGAAGCUAGAUGUUGCCAAGCCCCCACUACCAGUUAAGGCCAAACCGGCACCGGCAGGCAGUAAGACCCGAACAAAAGCUGAGCAGAGUAAGAAACCAAGGAAACCCACUGCGGCCGAAAAAGGGAAGGCCAAGGAGAUGGAGGAGCCAAUGGAGGUAGACCCAGAGAGAACUGAGACCGUGGAUAGCUCCAAAUCCGAGGAGGUUUUGGCACCAAAGAAAACCACCUCCAGUACAACCACUACUGCAAAGCCGAAACUUGCGAAGCAGAAGGGGCUGCUACGCACCACUGCUUCCGAAGUGGUCAUACCGAGAGAAAGUCAGAGGUAUGCCGUCCUGCAAAACAGAGAAAUUACCCCUUGGUAUUUUCUGGUGACUGAAGCUUUGGAGGAUUUGGGGAUCAAGGAGAAAGUAGAGGGUUAUUUUGAAGGGAUUGGUUGGAAGAAGAUACUGGAGUGGAACCCUAAAGCAUACCAGAAGUUGAUGGAGGAGUUCAUGGGAACUGUCGAGUUUAAGCCCAAGGGGAACUACACAAUUGAGACUCCAGGUACCUUGCGGUUCCAGAUGCAAGGAAGGAUAUUCCCGCUCUCGAUCAACGAGCUGAAUAUCCACCUGGGGGUGAUUGAAGCCACAGAAGUCUACGAUGAGACCAUUACUGGUCACUGCUAUCUACCGGAAGCAAGUAUGUCAAAAACAUCAGCAAAUCGAACGAGAUCAGGGACCCCGCUUUGCAGAUCUACCACAGGUGGCUGGCCUACAACAUCUACGGCCCGCUGGAAGGUUCCAAUGUGGUCACCCAACAGGAAGUCUUCCUGUUGUGGUGCAUGA
This is a messenger RNA of Salvia miltiorrhiza (redroot sage), 1383 nucleotides long. RefSeq lists its product as uncharacterized. The record is from RefSeq and is a predicted model, not a curated record. The coding region runs from base 1 to 1383 and encodes 460 amino acids. NCBI's taxonomy places the organism in Eukaryota, Viridiplantae, Streptophyta, Magnoliopsida, Lamiales, Lamiaceae. The transcript has a single exon.